This is a messenger RNA of Enhydra lutris kenyoni (northern sea otter), 2415 nucleotides long. Its product is annotated as apelin receptor. The record is from RefSeq and is a predicted model, not a curated record. Lineage: Eukaryota; Metazoa; Chordata; Mammalia; Carnivora; Mustelidae. Gene Ontology annotation, cellular component: membrane. The transcript has a single exon. Bases 77 to 1228 code for a protein of 383 amino acids. Gene Ontology annotation, biological process: immune response; G protein-coupled receptor signaling pathway. Gene Ontology annotation, molecular function: G protein-coupled receptor activity.
GCUUGGGGCACUUGCUGAGUUGGUGCCACAGCCACGGAGCUGGGACCCCGGGGACCCCCUGCCCGUCUUCUCUCCAAUGCCCGGCAUGGAGGAGGCUGGUGAUUUCGACAACUACUACGGGGCAGACAACCAGUCUGAGUGCGAGUACUCGGACUGGAAGUCCUCGGGGGCCCUCAUCCCCGCCAUCUACUUGCUGGUCUUCCUCCUGGGCACCACGGGCAACGGCCUGGUGCUCUGGACCGUGUUCCGCAGCAGCCGCGAGAAGAGACGCUCGGCCGACAUCUUCAUCGCCAGCCUGGCCGUGGCGGACCUGACUUUCGUGGUGACCCUGCCGCUGUGGGCCACGUACACGUACCGGGACUACGACUGGCCCUUCGGCACCUUCGCGUGCAAGCUCAGCAGCUACGUGAUCUUCGUCAACAUGUACGCCAGCGUCUUCUGCCUCACCGGGCUCAGCUUCGACCGCUACCUGGCCAUCGUGAGGCCCGUGGCCAACGCUCAGCUGAGGCUGCGGGUCAGCGGGGCCGCGGCCACGGCGGGCCUGUGGGUGCUGGCCGCGCUCCUGGCCGUGCCGGUCAUGGUGUUCCGCUCCACCGGGGACCUGGAGAAUACCACGAGGGUGCAGUGCUACAUGGACUACUCCAUGGUGGCCGCCUCCAGCUCGGAGUGGGCCUGGGAGGUGGGCCUGGGGGUCUCGUCCACCGCCGUGGGCUUCGUGGUGCCCUUCACCGUCAUGCUGACCUGCUACUUCUUCAUCGCGCAAACCAUCGCCGGCCACUUCCGCAAGGAGCGCAUCGAGGGCCUGCGGAAGCGGCGCCGGCUGCUGAGCAUCAUCGUGGUGCUGGUGGUGACCUUCGCGCUCUGCUGGAUGCCCUACCACCUGGUGAAGACGCUCUACAUGCUGGGCAGCCUGCUGCACUGGCCCUGCGACUUCGACAUCUUCCUCAUGAACGUCUUCCCCUACUGCACCUGCAUCAGCUACGUCAACAGCUGCCUCAACCCCUUCCUCUACGCCUUCUUCGACCCGCGCUUCCGCCAGGCCUGCACCUCCAUGCUGUGCUGUGGCCGGAGCAGGUGCCGCGGUGCCUCGCACAGCAGCAGCGGCGAGAAGUCGGCCAGCUACUCUUCCGGCCACAGCCAGGGGCCUGGCCCCAACUCCGGGAAUGGUGGAGAGCAGAUGAACGAGAAGUCCAUCCCCUACAGCCAAGAGACACUCGUGGUUGACUAGGGCUGUGGGGAUCAGAGAGGAGCCCGGUGCCCUCCGCCCCACCCUGGCCUUUGCCCUUGCUCUCUGAAAGUCAGGUAGCAUGAUAGCACCUUCUCCCUUGCAUUUGACCCUUUUCCUCGCUCCCUGCCUCCCUGCCCCCCGGUCCUCCUUCCUCCUUGAGGUUUGUGGUUCAGUGGAAAGAGACUGAGUCCUGCGGACUCGCGCUGGCGCUGGGCCACUCGGUAUCUGUGAGAGGGACCUUGCUCGAGUCUCUUAACCCCCUUGAGCCUCAGUUUCCCCAUUUGUAUAAAACAGGGGAAGUCAGCCUGGCUCAACUGAAAUGUGUUGCCCCCACUCUUUUUCUUGGAUCUCCAGCUCUUUCUUUUCCCUCCUUUCUUCUGAUGUUCUCUCCCCUCUACUUGCCCCUGCUUUCCCCUCUAGCUGCACUUUCUGCUCCGAAUCCUUACCUGCUGGCUCCAACCCCCUCUCCUGGAGCAUACCCCCUCCCUCAAUCCCUUCUUCCUCCCCUGUUCACUUCCUGGUUGUGCAGGGCUCCUAAGGGUUAAGAAUCCUGAAGCUUGCACACAUGGCCCUGGCCCCAGCUCUGUUGGGCUCCCUGGAGUGCAGCGGGGACCUCGGCUGGCAGCUGGCGAGGGAGGGCCGGUGUCAGCCAAGUUAGCUCCAGGCUCUGCAGCUGGGAGCUGCGGAACUUUCCUGCAAGCUGGAUCAGUUCACUUUCAGGCACUAAGGAUUCCAGAAGGGGUCUCCCCUCUUGCAGCCCCUCCCAGAUGCCAACGAGAUGAGCUUUUUGCAGAUUUCCUCAGACCCUCUCUUCAGCCUCUAUUCCCUGUGUCCAUCGGAAGGCUAUGGGGUUGGUGCAGGGACGGCUGGCUCCUUGGUGUCAUAUAGGAGUGGGGAGUUGGGAAGAGAACGUCGAGGAAGAAGGGAGUCUGUAUUUAGUCUACAUGCUGCUUAGCUUACCUCUCCGAUUCCUCACCCCUCUAGCCCCUACAGGCCUCCACACCACGCCUGGCGUCCCCAGCCAGGACACUUUUCUUGAGCACUGGUGCAUCUGGGUGCCAAGAAUUAUGUGUGUGUGCAUGCAUGUGUGUGUGCGUGUGUGUGUGUGUGUGUGUGUGUGUACAUGGAAGAGCGUCACAUGUCACUUGGGUGAACUACCCCCCUACUGUCUACCACUUCUCCACUCU